AUGUCUUCAUCACCAAAACCCUCAGCUCCGGUCAUAAAUUUCCCCAAUUCCCCAAUUCCAAAGAAUCCACUGGGAGAGGGACGGUACAUCAAGACUGCUGCUGCUCUCAUUAUUGGAGAUGAAAUCCUGAAUGGAAACAUCCUGGAUCGUAACUCGAACUACUUUGCGCGCUUCUGCUUUGAGAAUGGAAUUGAGCUCCAGGGAAUUGAGGUCAUUGCAGACGACGAACUCAAGAUCCUUGAAGCUAGCCGAAGGAUGGUCCAGAAAUAUGACUUUGUCAUUACCUCUGGUGGUAUAGGGCCCAGUCAUGAUGAUAUCACUUACCCAUCGCUCGCAAAGUCUUUCGGACAAGAGCUGAAAUACCAUGACGAAACUCUCAGGCGUAUGGAAGAAGCCAGCCGACACCGCACAGGGAUCUCGCAGCAACUUACCGCCGCUGGUAAACGCAUGGCACUGUUUCCGGAAGCUGGAGAGGUUCUUUUUGUUGCUAGCGAUACCUGGGUUCCUGUGGUUCGACUGGAAGGCAAGCUAUGCAUAUUUCCAGGAAUCCCAUCACUCUUUCAGAAGUUGCUCGACAACUUAAAGCCUUUCUUGCCUCUACCCGCGGACGAUGAGCGUCCCUUCCGGCUUCAAGUCUUUACUCCGCUUUCGGAAUCGUCCAUUGCGCCAUUCCUUACAGAUCUACAGAAGCGUGUCAAGCCUGAGAAUAUUCGGAUAGGCUCUUACCCGCUCUCUCAACCGGGGGCACACGUUGCACUCACCGGAUCAGACCGUGAACGUGUGAAAGAGCUUGGGUUGGAAGUGGAGAAAGAGUUACAAGGACGUUUGCUUAGUGCAGAGGAGACCGAGUUAAUGAUCAAGGACAAGAGGCAAUGA
This is a messenger RNA of Suillus clintonianus, 876 nucleotides long. Its product is annotated as MoaB/Mog domain-containing protein. Lineage: Eukaryota; Fungi; Basidiomycota; Agaricomycetes; Boletales; Suillaceae. The record is from RefSeq and is a predicted model, not a curated record. Bases 1 to 876 code for a protein of 291 amino acids. The transcript has 7 exons.